This is a messenger RNA of Brassica napus (rape), 2454 nucleotides long. RefSeq names its product zinc finger CCCH domain-containing protein 65-like. Gene Ontology annotation, cellular component: nucleus. Gene Ontology annotation, biological process: negative regulation of DNA-templated transcription. Lineage: Eukaryota; Viridiplantae; Streptophyta; Magnoliopsida; Brassicales; Brassicaceae. Bases 110 to 2092 code for a protein of 660 amino acids. The record is from RefSeq and is a predicted model, not a curated record. The transcript is spliced from 8 exons. Gene Ontology annotation, molecular function: metal ion binding; RNA binding.
UAAUCAAGACGGUGUUUCCAUCAUAUACACAAGAGGAUUCUGUUCGCCGCUACAAGACGGCCUUUCUCCGACGAUCAGCACCGUUAGAGAUUACUCUACGGCGAAGACGAUGGAGUCUACCGUAGCUCCGCUUCCUCACCGACGGUCGCAUCAACCGAAUCGAAGUUUUCGCUCUGUUCUUCAUCACCUCUGCUCGAGUUUCGAAAGUAAUAGCCAAAUAUCUCUCGCCACACCGGAUGUUCUCCGGGAGCUCGUCACUAGAACAGAGACGGCUCAAGCUUGCGAACCUGGUGAAGUUCUGCUGACGGAGAAUCCAUUGAUCCUUGAGCCAAGAUCAGAUGAAUUUAGAACUGAGAACGUGGAGACGGUUUCACUCGAAAAUAAUCUGAUGCUUGGAGAUGUUUUCGACGGAAUUGAUUUGCAAGAUGCAUCUGUUCGUAGCCAGCAUAAAGACUUUUUCGACGAGUUUGAGCUGAUUAUCAGUGGAAGUGGAGACUUUGCUUCAGAGAGUUGUGUGAAUCUAUGUGAGGCGUUGGAUGUUGAUGACUAUGGUGGUGGUGAUGAUGGUAUGGCCAAACAAGCGAUUGAUUUUGUUCAAAGUGUUCCGGAGAAGCCUAGUGUUGCAGAUGAGGUUCAGGUAGAUUCUGUAGUUAGGAGUAAGGAAGAGGAAGUUCCCAAAUUAGUUGGAGUUUUGGAGACUAAUGAUGAAGAGAUGGGACUUGUUACUAGUAGUCAGGUUUUGACAGAUUCUAUUCUUCAGAUGGUUGAAGAUGAUGACGAGGUUGAAGAAGGAGAGAUAUCUGGGGAUGAUGGUGAUUAUAAUAUGCUUGUAGGAGAUGAUUUUCCAAUGGAGAGGCACGUGGAGGAGACGCAUGUCUCACAAGAGGAUUUGGAUAAAAGAGGAGAAGGGACUAGUAGUAAGAGUACUUGUUUUGAGGUAGUGAAUGGUGAAACUGGAGUUAAGGAGAAUGAUCUAACUUCCAAAAACCAAGAACAGAUGGCUUCUCAAACUUGCAUAAAGAAAAAGUCUGUACCUUCUAAGGAAGCAAAAGCUAGAAAGAAGGCGAAAGCUCGGAAGAAAAGAGCUCAAGAGCGUAUAGCACUUGGCGUGAAGAAGUUGAAACUGAAGCCAGUAGCUCCCAAACCAAAACCUAUAAAAUAUUGUCGACACCAUCUCAAGGGACGGUGCCAUGAGGGAAAAGACUGCAAAUUUUCACACGAUAUAAUUCCGGAAACUAAAUCUUCGCCGUGCUGCUACUUUGCAACUCAGUCAUGCAUGAAAGGAGACGAUUGUCCGUUCGACCAUGAUCUGUCCAAAUACCCUUGCCACAAUAUCGUGACCAAAGGUUUCUGCCACAGGGGUGAUAAGUGUUUGUUUUCGCACAAGGGUACUCCACAAGCUGCUUCAGAUACACCGAGUGCAAAUAUAACAACCUUAUCAAGUAACAUCGCUGCAGCAUCUUGUUCGCCUCAGAAAUCAAAUAAACAAACCGUGAGACAGGCCAUAGCCAAAUUGCCGGCUAUUCAAGCAAGAGUUUCAAGUUCAGCUGCGUUUUUGAAGCCCUCUAGUCAACCCAACCAAAAGAACUCAUCUGAUGCAUCAUCUUCAAAGAUCAAUGAACAUGCAACACCUCCACAGAUUCCUCCUUUGAGAAACCCAUCCGUUGCUCCUAAGGGUAUGAGUUUUCUCUCUUUAGACAAAACCACACAAGAGAAGGAGGUCAAACCGUCUCUUGGGUCCAAGCAAAACACACAGAACUAUGAUAAUCAGAGCUUGAAGCAGUCACAACAGAUAAGCUCUGUUCCUCUGGUGGCUCCCAAAGGAAUCAGUUUCUUACCAUCUGCAUUGGAAGAACCAGCAAGUUGUAGUAAUCUCAAGACAACGCCUAACAUACACAUUCAAAGUUCUCUACACUCUGCCAUGAAACUCGCUGCAGAAUUCGAAUCUACUAAAGUUGAGAGACGCACAAAUGGCCCCGAAGAAGCUGUAAACAAGGGGGGCGUCACAGUUAACACUGUAACCAGAAACUCAGGGAACAUAUCGUCCAAGAUCCUCAACUUCUUGUCAAGCUUUAACCAUGGCAAAAACUGAUCUAUAUUUGGUUUCUCUUUGAGAUGAAAGAAAGAAAAACUAAACUCAGUGUUUAGUGCACUCAGGUCUGAAGCUGAAUCCUGCAAUGCAUCGUCAUCGAAACGCCUCCUCAUGUUUAGAAACAGGUUUCUACAGUUUUCUUUAUAUUUGCUAAUUAGAAGCUUGCACUCUUCCAUCUUAUUUCCCUUGUUAAUUUUACCCUUUUUUCCUUGUAAACACUUUAGUUGAUAUAGUACUUUGUUUAAGAAGAGAGUGAUCACUACAUAACCAUGUGCUUGACCUGUUUUCACCUAAACCAGUCAUUGUCCUUGUUCCUUUUUAUUUUUCUUGUUGGUUGGUUAAGAAAUGGUACUUGCUCUUUC